Messenger RNA from Mucor mucedo, 2000 nucleotides. RefSeq lists its product as uncharacterized. The coding region runs from base 142 to 1803 and encodes 553 amino acids. The record is from RefSeq and is a predicted model, not a curated record. The transcript has 8 exons. NCBI's taxonomy places the organism in Eukaryota, Fungi, Mucoromycota, Mucoromycetes, Mucorales, Mucoraceae.
AUGAUGUAGACUUUUAUUUUUUUUAUUUUUUGUGGUGCAUACAUUCAUAAUGAAAACAAAUAUGCGGGUUGGACAUAUAAAAUUAAAAAAAAAAUUCUUUGUCUUUCUUUUCUCUUUCUUUAAUAACGAAGAAGAAAAAAAAUGUUAAAGAAUAGCAUGCAUCAGAAACAAGCAGCUUCUGAAAGCAAUACAACUUCCAAGUUUGUAUUGACCGAUGAACAUGUCGUACUUUACAUUCAAACGUUUUUUAAAGUCUCACCUCGUUGUGCUACAGGCGCCGCACCUGCUGGUGAAUGGCUUCAGUUCUUGGAACUUUACAACGAACGCGAAGGUCAUUACAUCUUGACAGAUCAACAAAUGGACACCGUUCGUCCUUACUGUCAGAUCAAUGCUGAGGUAGAAAUGACCCCAGAAGACUUUAUUACUCUUAUUUAUCUCGUUCGUCACAACCUCACACAACCUACACAUCCAAUUACACACUCAGAUACACACCCAAAUACACCAUCACCACCAUCAGCUGGGCAAUCCAGUCGUAAAGAAGAUGAAAUCACACCGCAAAUGAGUGUUUCCACCAAACAAUUAUUGGACUCUAGACCUCGAUCUUCUAAACUCAUCUCCAGAAGUUAUUUUCGAGCUCAGAACAGUCCCACACAUCCCGGCUCGGAUGACGACUUUUCAACUUUAUCUAGGAAAUCAGAGUAUUCAAAUGAUGACUUUUCCAAUCAUCAUCUUAAUCCCGCUUAUGCUGGCGAAUCAGAUUCUAAUGAUUUAGUCGAAACAUUGAAAAGAGAUAAAUCGAUGGCUAUAAAAUUAAACAAAGAAUAUGAGUCUACAAUUAAAAGCUUGAUUAGUGAACAUUCCGCUCGUAUCAAUCAACUACAAUCAAAGUAUGAGAAUUUAUCUAUUGAAUCUAAUCAACUCAAAGCAUUGAUCUCUACCCAAAAGAACAAGGAAAGAGAAAGACUGGAUAAGAUAUCAGAGAUGCAAAGUAUUGUUGCUGAAUCAGAUAUGAAGCUAUCAAAUGCUUUAAAGAAACAACAAUCCAAGGAUGAAGAAAUCGACAUGUAUAGGGAAAAACUUGCUGAAUUGGAACAUAAUUUCGAAAUAGCCAACAAAAACUUGGCAGAUAUCUCUCAAAAACUCUCCCAUGAACAAGAAACUGUCCGAGCUCUCCAACUCGAUACAAAAAAAACUCAAAAGGCCUAUGAAAAGGAAACUCAAUCUGUUAGGGAUCUUAAAGAAAAGCUGCGACAUCAGAAAAGAGAACAGGGAGUUUUAUUAGAGCUCGUGGAGAAACAAAAAGCAGAAUUACGUGAACUCGAUAUGAAUACUCAAUUGGGUACUUCCGUAGCAGUUUCAGUCGCCGAAGCUUCCUUGGCUUUAGAAAAAGCGGAUGCCGAGAUUAAGGAUUAUCAAGACAAGAUAGCCUCAUUGGAGUCCAAGUUAAAGGAGAAUGAGCGACAAAUCAGCGAAUACGAAGAGCAAAUGCACAAAGACCAAGAAAUUAUGGAGGCUUUCGUUCAAUCACAAACGAGCCAAGAUAAUGCCAUGGACAAGUUAAAGACAGACUUCAGCACUCAACAUCAAAAGAUGUCUAUUAUCCAAUCAUUGGUUUCCUUUAAAGACAAAUGCUUAAAGAGAAACAAAAUCACCAACUGUAUGAACGUGUUGUCCUGGUCAUUUUUCCUCUACCAUGUCUUAUUAGUGAUUGCCAACAUGUAUGCCUAUGGAAAUUCUGACAAUAUUCGUAUGAAUCCUGUAUUUGACUUAUUGGAGCGCUUGGAUGACUGGUACACCAUGUAAAACAAAUCUUAAUUUCUCUUCAAUGUCUAUAUAUCCAUCAACUUCAUUCUGUACCAUACUAUAUCUUUCUUUCCAUUCUUACGCAGCAUACUCAGCUUUUUCUUUCUUCUAUACUAAUCAAUAUUAAUAAAAACCUAACAACGUCUGUCAGUUUCCAUAGGGAACAAUGACUGUAUUGUUUGUUGUUUAUCGCAUGA